CAGUUGCUGAUGCAACAACGGCUGGUGUUACAACAACAGUAGCUGACGCAACUACCACGGUCACCACAACAACAGUGACUGAGACAUCUACCACGGUUGCUACUACAACGGCGAAAAUAGAUCCACAAUCUUGUACAAGAGGCUAUGAACUUGUAGGCCCUUCAACGUGUAUUCAAUGUCAACGUGGUUUCUACAAAGAUAACCAUUUGAGACAACCAUGUACCAGAUGUGCUGCAGACAAGUAUGGAAUAUAUGCAUCCACGUCACGAGGUGCAACGCACGUUUCUGACUGCAAUUUUACUCCAUAUAUCUCUCAUAUUUAUCCAAACUUUGGUCCCAAGGCUGGAGGUACCGUGAUAACUAUUGAACUGCAACAUGUCAGCUUGGAUACAACCGUUUUUACUGUCAAUGUAGUGGGGCUUCAAUGUAACAUCACUAGGAAUACGACCGAGCCAAACGACGCAACGUCUAUUUUUGUAACCUGUUUUACUCAACCUUCAGUGAUUGGCCGCGGAAAAGUAGAAGUAUAUUUGGGUGACGAAAUACUAAAUCAAACCCUCCAGGAUGUGAACACAACAUAUGCUUAUAUGGAGGACCCGGUGAUAACCGACAUGUUAAACAACAAGGCCCCAGUAAGUGGAGGCGUUUACAUCGUUAUAAUCGGGAAUUACCUUACAUCCGUUAGUGAUCCUAAAAUGUCAGUGAAAGUGCAAUACGGAAAUGAAUCUGUCGAUUGGGAUGUUGAACAGGUCUGCGAUACAGAAAGUUUGAAGUUGAUGAAAUGUCCAGUGCCCAGUCUUGAAGAAAUCGUUAUUAGAAUAGUAAAUGCUACAGGAGAAAAUAUCACUACAGCACUCCAGAAAAUAAACUUUUGGAGUGGUCUUGAACUGGAUGGUGUCAAAUCAUAUAAUAACCUUACAGAAGCACUACCAAACAACACUAACACCAGACUACAAAUUUUUCCAGACAUUGAACUUGGGAAGAUGGAAGAAAUAUUUUAUGCUAACACUUGGUCUCGGAUAAUGACACUUUCUAUACCGGUAGCAACUCCCUCCGGAGGUGUAAGAACAGAAGAUAUGCGGGUGCAAGUCGGUGAUGGGGCGUGUGAGGUACAACUGCUCACUGCAACAGAGUUGUUAUGUAAGCUACCGGAUGAAGAACCCGGGUAUGGGGAGCUUGAAGCAGGACCUGACUUAUCGCUAUUUGCACUGGCACAAGUAGGGGAAAUUGGAAAACAGUAUACGGUUGGCCACGUCAGGUAUGUCCCGAUGACUUUAAUUGUGUCGUCAGCAAUCACAGUUUUUGUUGUAUUCAUCGCGGCCACAAUAAUCCUUGUUAAAGUAUGCCAGCUACGGCGACGUAAGUCCAGACAGAAUGGGUUUAUAGAUAUGGUAAUUCUUGGAGAAAACGGGGAAUAUGAGGACACGCGUAUUAAAUUGUCUGCCCUGGAUGAAGUUUUGAUAAAUAUUCUUGGAGACAGAAAACUAGAAUUUAGAGACAUCGUGAUCGAAGAGGUUCUUGGACAAGGUCACUUUGGCAUUGUCUAUAAAGGAACCGUAAACCGACAAGACGUGGCAAUAAAGACUAUAAAAAGGUCAAAUUGCUCUGAGAAUGAUCUCUCAGAUUUCAUGAAGGAGGCUUUGGUUAUGAAGGAUUUCGAGCAUCCCAAUGUUCUGAACCUUAUUGGAGUGGCCCUGGACAAUGAUAUCCCGUAUGUCAUACUCCCCCAUAUGGCUAACAAAGAUUUAAAAUCGUAUGUGCAGAAUGAAAAACAUGUAUUUACCAUCGGGCAUGUGUUAAAUUUCUGUCUUCAAGUAGCCAGUGGGAUGGAAUAUCUUGCCUGUAAAAGAUUUGUACACAGAGAUUUAGCAGCCAGAAAUUGUAUGGUAGCAUCUGACUUGACUGUGAAGAUAGCUGAUUUUGGUCUGUCGAGGGAUAUCUACUCUGAUACCUACUAUAUGGACAACACCCUAUCUCGGCCCAUACCAGUCCGAUGGAUGGCUCCUGAGAGUCUGAAGGAUGGCAAAUACAGUAACAUGUCUGAUAUGUGGUCUUAUGGCGUGCUGAUGUGGGAGCUGUUUACAAGAGGGGGCACACCGUAUGCCGACGUAGAUACACAUGCCAUCAAAUCAUGGGUGUUGUCUGGAAAUCGGUUGGACAAACCAACAAAUCUACCAAAUGAAAUCUAUGGAAUUAUGUGGAGCUGCUGGAGCGAUGAUCCUUACGCCAGACCAACAUUCUCAGAUAUCGUAGAGAUGGAAACUAAUAUCCUUAAAAAUGACGAACUCCCCGGCAACCGUAAACAUAACAAAAAAGGACGUAGACAAGAAUUCCCCAACAACCUUCAAUAUAACGAAAAAAGACGUAGGCAAGAAUUCCCUAGCAACCUUCAGCAUAACGAAAAAAUACGAAGGCAAGAAUUCCCUAGCAACCUUCAGCAUAACGAAAAAAUACGUAGGCAAGAAUUCAAUAGCAGCCUUAAAGAUAACAACUUAAGGGAUAACGAAAAAAGACGUAGUCAGAUAUUCCCUUCCUCAGCUGGCAAUCAAAAGCAAAUUAUGAAGCGAAAUCGAAGCCCCUUCCCCGAUGCAUAUUCAGUACCUAGUCGGGCAUAUGAUCAGGAGCGGGAUAAACAGGGCCAGUAUAUACACAGUUACGUCAAUAUGGGACGUUAUCAUAACAAUUAUUUAAAUCCUGCUUUCCCAGAAAUAUCAAAUUUUAAAAAAUAUGUUUUACACAGAACGCUGCAUUUGUUCUUCACUUGAUUGUUAAGUUUGAUAAACGUUUUUUUAGAAAAAUCAAAAUAAAAAGACUCAAAAGUCAUACCUUUCAAGAAAGAUGUCACUGUGUAAAUGCUAGAUAUAUAGUUAGAAUCUGCUGUUAACUCUUGG
Molecule: messenger RNA, 2891 nt
Organism: Owenia fusiformis
Lineage: Eukaryota; Metazoa; Annelida; Polychaeta; Sabellida; Oweniidae
Source: the annotation of a GenBank genome assembly